Aspergillus pseudonomiae is the source of this 2041-nucleotide messenger RNA. RefSeq names its product putative C6 transcription factor. The transcript is spliced from 8 exons. Lineage: Eukaryota; Fungi; Ascomycota; Eurotiomycetes; Eurotiales; Aspergillaceae. The record is from RefSeq and is a predicted model, not a curated record. Bases 1 to 1974 code for a protein of 657 amino acids. Gene Ontology annotation, molecular function: zinc ion binding; DNA-binding transcription factor activity, RNA polymerase II-specific. Gene Ontology annotation, biological process: regulation of DNA-templated transcription.
AUGGAUCGCCCUGAGCGCCCAAAGCGGACCUCCAACGCGUGCAGGCGAUGCCGAUCUCGCAAAGUCAAAUGCUCCGGCACACAUCCCUGCGAUAAAUGUCGACAGCGUCGUCAGGAAUGUGUCUUUGAAGAUGAUCGGAAAAUUGUUGUCUCAGAAGAGUUAUUUCUAUCUCUAAAGCGAAGGGUGGAGGAGCUCGAGUCUACCACGCCACCGAGGAAACGGACUCGUACUUUGGAGAGCAGCAGUGUGGGUGAAAGCACUUAUGGUAACACGGGUGCAACAACAGAACGAACAUCCGAGACACCCCAACCGCCCACCCCUGAACAAUCCGGGGGCAGUCGAUAUGAUGAACGAUUCGCCUCCAAUCCCCUGGCCUUGGUAUCGCCUGGCUACGUCAAGCAUACUGGCCGCAGGCAGAGACCGUGGUUAUUCCUCGGACCUACAUCUACCUGGUCCUUCAGUCGUCGGAUUCUGAAUACCAUCCAAGCACGCUUGAGUCCACACAGCUCGGCACCGCUACCUCUCGCUGUGGAUGGCGAUGCGUACCAACUUCAGUGGCGACAAGCCAGCUCCGAGGAGCUUCCUGACAUCAGUGGACUACCCUCCCUGGAGCAUGCACUGUAUAUACUGAACGCGGUUCAGUUCCAUUUUAGUCACUUAUACUUGUUGUUUGAUGAAGAUGAAUUUCUUCGCCAUCUAUAUGAGUUCUACGAUAACGCCGAAGUGAAGGUACAAGAGAGCCGUCUCUGGUACGUCCAGUUCUUGAUCGUAUUGGCAUUCGGGGAGGCUCUCUUAGCACCAGUGCGAAAGGUUUCCAAUGCUGCUAGCUGGACGAAAUAUUUCUUACGAGCCAUGUCCUUCCUGCCUGACAUUACGGGCUUAUGGCAAGAUCCUGUUUUAGCCAUCGAGGUUCUUACUCUCAUCGGGCUUUAUUUCCACUCCAUCGACAUGAGAGAUACCGCAUAUUGCUAUUUUUCAUCGCUGAUCGGAUCACCCAACGCGGUCAAGGAUGAUGAGAUAACCACGCCCCUCUCGGAUCCAAAAUUGUGUGGCCAAAAGGAAGCCGCAUUGAGUCUGCAUGUGAGGAUUACACAGGUUAUCACCCGUGUGCUGGACAAUGGAAAGCUGGGCGGCAUCUUCCUCCGGAAGGUUCGGUCGGUGUUGCAGGAAAUAACGGACCUUUCGCGCGAGUUGGAGGAUGUCUUCGCGCAUCGGUUUUCAGAUUCUGUCGAGUCGCUAUCUGGAGUCACUACGCGACUGACAUUAUCCUGUCAUCAGUGCAUCAUCGUCACUACUCGACCACUCGUCUUGACCCUCCUCUGGGAGCGACUCAACUGCUUCGAGCAAGGCGACAUAUUCCGAACAUUAUCAUCACCAGUCCAGACCCUUCUGCAAGCAUCUACCGACUCUGCACUAAAAUCCUUGAGAAUCCUCACUGCGCUGCGUGACCAGAGCCUUCUCGAAACCUUCCUCCCCUUUGACCUCGAAAACCUCUUCUCAUCUUUCUUCAUCCUAUCCCUGAUAUCCGCCAUCCUCCCGGACAUCAUCCCAGACCCCAGCUACCGCGACAUGGGAUUCAGUCUACUAGACGACAUGAUCGCUCGGGGAAACCGCGUAGCACAGCUCCGGAAAUCCGAAAUCGUGCAGUUAGAAGAACUAGUUCAGCCGUUGCUCCAGCCUCACCUGCAGCCCCUCACCCCCGGGAGUAGUGCCAAGCAGGUGGGCGAGGAACAGCCGUCAGAGCAGGCGAAUGAAUCCGCGGCUGUUCUACCAACGGGUAUCAGCCCGGCCCUGUCAGUACCAGACGCUGCCGAUGUUGGCCAGGACGAUGAGAUACACUUCGACUGGAAAGAGUGUGGGUUGUCGUUGGAGCAGAUGCUCUCAGUUACGGACCAACUGAACGCGAAUAAUUUGGUCCUGGAUGCUGAACGGGAGGGAUUACAGACUGAUUUGUGGUUAUGGAGUGAUGGGUAGAACUGUGCCCAGGACUUUGGGUCUUUGUGUGUCUUGCACUUUCUCUCCCUGUAAAUAUCAUAUAACC